Molecule: messenger RNA, 1011 nt
Organism: Pyrenophora tritici-repentis Pt-1C-BFP
Lineage: Eukaryota; Fungi; Ascomycota; Dothideomycetes; Pleosporales; Pleosporaceae
Product: SET domain containing protein
Molecular function (GO): protein binding
Source: RefSeq, a predicted model, not a curated record
AUGGCUACUUUGGCAAGAAUAUCUAACGUGGGCGUUGUUGCAGGUUACGGCCUGGUCGCAUCACACGACAUUGAGCGAGGCGCGCUUAUCGUCCAGGAGAAUGCACUGGUCUAUUGCAACACAACUGUCACUGAAAACCGAGCCGCAGCCACUGCAGUCUAUAAUUUCUUCCAGAGGGAACGAGACAGGUUCACUAGUCAUCUGCAAACCGAAGUUGGGAAACUCGACGAUAAUGACCGGAUAAGAUUCAACAAUCUCUUUACAAUGAAUCCUGCAGCAACACCAAGCCAUAUACUUGUUGAUCGUAUCCAACACAACUGUUUUGAGUUUAUGGUAGAGAGCAGGAGCACUCGUUCCAAUAAAAUAUAUGUUGCCGUAUAUCCAACUAUAAGCUUGGCAAAUCACUCUUGUGUUCCAAACGCGACAGUUCACAUCAAUUCAAGAACCUCUACACCUGAAGUGAAACGAGCACAAGGAAGACUGGUAGCAUCGAAGAAGAUAACAGCGGGCGCAGAGAUCUUCGUGAACUACAUGACCCAUGGGCACAUGCUGGUUGGCCACACUGUCCGCAAGCGCGAGUUGAAUAGAAGCUGGGACUUUGCCUGCGCAUGCAGUGGCUGCAAACCACUUGAUCAAGCGCAAAUGGACGAAGGGAAACGAAUAUGCUUAACGUGGAUGCAUCCCAUGAUUGAAAAUAUGGAGGGUCCAUCUCCUAUCCAAGAGAGGGACACGGUCAUUGAUAACUUACGCGUGUACAUCACCAUCCUGCAAAGUAUGGGAAUAUGGGAUGAAAGGUUAGCUAAUGCCUGGUGGCUAUUGGUUCAGAAUCAUCUCGCCAACGAGGAGUACUGGAAGGCAAAGCGAUGCGCCCAGGCUGGGCUACUUGUUGAGAGACACGCGUACGAAUCAAAUUUCCGGGGCGCUUUACUCGACGUCGCCUUGAGGUGUUAUGAUCUGGCCGCUGGAUCACGCGAUCUACUAACCCUAACGGAACCUUACCCGCUACUGUGA